CCAGCCCCUCUCCCCACCCUGCUGCCCGCCGCUCGGCGCCAGCCUCUCAGAGCGCCUGCCAGCCAUGACCGGAGCGCCUGCUCUAGCCCUGCUGCUGCUGGGGCAGCUCCUGACGGCCACCUCAGCGCAGAAAGUGGGACCUCGAGGCCCCCCUGGUCCCCAAGGGCCUCCUGGAAAGCCCGGCAAGGAUGGCAUCGAUGGAGAAACUGGCCCUCCAGGUCUGCCUGGCCUUCCAGGACCCAAAGGAACCUCGGGGAAGCCGGGGAAGCCGGGAGAGGCAGGACUGCCAGGACUGCCUGGUAUAGAUGGUCUGACAGGGAGGGAUGGACCCGCAGGACCCAAAGGUGCCCCUGGAGAACGGGGAAGUCUAGGACCCCCAGGGCCACCAGGACUUGGAGGCAAAGGCCUCCCUGGACCUCCUGGAGAGGCUGGAGUGAGUGGCCUCCCAGGUGGGAUUGGUCUUCGUGGCCCCCCGGGACCCUCUGGACUUCCAGGCCUGCCUGGCCCCCCAGGACCUCCUGGACCUCCUGGAAACCCUGGAGUCCUCCCUGAAGGUGCUACUGAUCUGCAGUGUCCAGCCAUCUGCCCCCCAGGCCCUCCAGGCCCCCCAGGAAUGCCAGGGUUCAAGGGGCCUACUGGCUACAAAGGGGAACAAGGAGAAGUUGGCAAAGAUGGUGAGAAGGGUAAUCCUGGCCCCCCUGGGCCUCCUGGAAUCCCAGGCACUGUGGGACUACAGGGCCCACGAGGAUUACGAGGACUUCCAGGGCCACUUGGGCCCCCUGGGGACCGGGGUCCCAUUGGGUUUCGGGGCCCCCCUGGGAUCCCAGGAGCACCUGGGAAAGUGGGCAUGCCAGGCAAGGAUGGCAAGGAUGGUGUGCCAGGACUUGAUGGUGAGAAGGGGGAGGCUGGUCGCAAUGGUGCCCCAGGAGAGAAAGGCCCCAAUGGGCUGCCGGGGCUCCCUGGACGAGCAGGGUCCAAAGGCGAGAAGGGAGAACCGGGUAGAACUGGGGAGCUGGGUGAGGCUGGCCCCUCUGGAGAGCCAGGUAUCCCUGGAGAUGUUGGUGUUCCAGGGGAGCGUGGUGAGGCUGGUCACAGAGGCUCAGUGGGGGCUCUUGGCCCACAAGGUCCUCCUGGGGCUCCUGGUAUCCGUGGCUUCCAGGGCCAAAAAGGCAGCAUAGGAGACCCUGGCCUUCCAGGCCCCCAAGGCCUACGGGGAGAUGUGGGUGACCGGGGUCCAGGAGGUGCCACAGGCCCUAAGGGCGACCAGGGCAUUGCAGGUUCUGAUGGUCUCCCAGGGGACAAAGGAGAGCUGGGUCCUAAUGGCCCCGUUGGACAAAAAGGAGAGUCCGGCAGCCGAGGGGAACUGGGCCCCAAAGGCAUCCAGGGCCCCAAUGGCACCAGUGGAGUCCAGGGUGUACCUGGUCCCCCAGGUCCACUGGGCCUCCAAGGCGUGCAAGGUGUCCCAGGCAUCACAGGGAAGCCUGGAGUUCCGGGCAAGGAAGCGAGCGAACAGCGCAUCAGGGAGCUAUGUGGGGGGAUGAUCAGUGAGCAAAUUGCGCAGUUGGCUGCACACCUGAGGAAGCCCCUAGCACCAGGCUCCAUCGGCAGACCUGGUCCAGCUGGCCCCCCAGGCCCUCCAGGCCCUCCAGGCUCCAUUGGCCACCCUGGCGCUCGGGGUCCCCCUGGAUACCGUGGUCCCACUGGGGAACUAGGAGAUCCUGGACCAAGAGGGGGCCAGGGUGACAGAGGAGACAAGGGAGCAACAGGUGAAGGGCUGGACGGGCCUGCUGGGGACCAGGGAUACCAAGGGCCUCAAGGUGUACCUGGUAUCAGCAAAGAUGGUCGAGAUGGUGCUCAUGGGGAGCCUGGCCUUCCCGGUGAUCCUGGCCUUCCUGGAGCUGCUGGUGCUCAGGGAACCCCAGGGAUUUGCGACACCUCAGCCUGCCAAGGAGCUGUGUUAGGAGGAGGUGGGGAAAAGUCGGGUCCUCGGAGCUCAUAAACAAGGACUUCAGUAGGAAAUGACUGACAGAGCGCUACAGCAGGCAGCAGGGGUGAGCGGUGUGGCUAUGGACAGGAAUGGACAGUGGCUGGCUAUAGUCAGUUGGUCCUUUCUGGCCUGCUGCCUGGCCCCAAGAACAUCUAUUGGUGGCACUGUCACUGUCCCAUCUUCAGGAUCCAUGGCAGCCUAUACAUCUGUGACAGCAAUACCUCAGACACAGGCCUUAGGGAUGGAGACUUUAAACCCAGCAUCUGGGAGGGAUGGCGUUAUCUAAGAGUUUUGUACAAUUCCAUGAGAUAAAAACACUCAAGAGACUUGUUUACAUAACAUUUAUAUAAAGCCUAUGAUAGACUACCAAUAAAGCGAUCUUCUAAGCCUUCAGAUCAGUACUGGUUACAGUGUGGUGAAGGCAAGGAACUUAAGGUCUGCUUCACCUGUUUUCUAUUGCAAACUUAGUAUCUCUGACACCCAGUAUUUACUCAAGGAACUACACUGCACCAUCUGUCACAAUAAUAAAGCUACUCACUGGAAACCUUUGUUCCAAACAUACAGUUUAUUACACAUAAAGCACUGCCUCACAAUAUGGAAAUGAGGGCAUUAAAGCAAUGUACUGCGAAAAUGUUUAUGGGCAAAAGGAGCUUUAAAAGAAGUCUCUGGAAAAUUCUUAGCAAAGUUUUAAAAUGGCACUGCAUUUUCCAAUAGAGUACCAUGAGACUGGAAAUAGGGGGGGACAGAACAAAUGAAAUAAAGUUUCCAAACCU
This is a messenger RNA of Mastomys coucha (southern multimammate mouse), 2760 nucleotides long. RefSeq names its product collagen type IX alpha 3 chain (gene Col9a3). The transcript has 30 exons. Lineage: Eukaryota; Metazoa; Chordata; Mammalia; Rodentia; Muridae. The record is from RefSeq and is a predicted model, not a curated record. Bases 65 to 1999 code for a protein of 644 amino acids.